GAUACGUUUUCAUUUGAAUUUGGUGGCGUUAACCAAAACCAAGGUGGCAAUCAACGCGGUGGUAAUAACAACGGAAACAAUAAUCCAUGGGAACGAAGAAGACGUUUCUGAGAUUCAGUGUCACCUUAAAUGAAUGUGCGUGAGCGAUUACGUUGUAUUUUUAAUGAUGAAAAAUAAUGAUAAUGAUCGAACAAUUAAAAUGAUUCUACUGUACUACAACCAAUUCACAUAGACACAAUCAAGUAGUUCUAUGGAUGUUGGAACAUUUAUAAAGAACAUAAAGAACAUUUAUCAGACGCUCGACAGUAAGAUUUCACAACAAUAGUAUUUAUUGAUAAGACAUCAAAUUAUAAAUUUAUGAAGCACAUGCAAAAUCUCAAUAUAUAUUAACAUCGGAUGCUGCAUACCAACAUAUAUAUUAUAUGUUUAUGUGUAAAGUAAAGAAGAAAGCAAGAAAUUUUCCUUCAAUUGAUGCGUCUGCCUACAAUUAUUUUCUCGCGCAAUUUCCAAGUUUUUGUGCGAUGGAUAUUUUAGCUGACGAAUUUGUGAAAUAAAAUUUCGUUUGUCUCUUCUUGCUCUAUAUUAUGCGUGUGUAAUAUUUUUUGUAUUACAUUUUUAGAACAAAAACGGUAAUUUACAUUAAUUUAUGUAGACAAAACUACAAUUCUUAGACUAAAAUAUAAUAUAAUACAUGUCCAAAUAUGUGUAAUUAAAUGGAAAACUUUUAAUCUAAA
This is a messenger RNA of Bactrocera dorsalis (oriental fruit fly), 734 nucleotides long. Its product is annotated as protein no-on-transient A-like. Lineage: Eukaryota; Metazoa; Arthropoda; Insecta; Diptera; Tephritidae. The record is from RefSeq and is a predicted model, not a curated record. Gene Ontology annotation, cellular component: nucleus. Gene Ontology annotation, molecular function: RNA binding. Gene Ontology annotation, biological process: regulation of DNA-templated transcription.